Prorocentrum cordatum is the source of this 3615-nucleotide messenger RNA. The record is from the annotation of a GenBank genome assembly. NCBI's taxonomy places the organism in Eukaryota, Dinophyceae, Prorocentrales, Prorocentraceae.
GAAAGCGACGCUUCCAUCGCCAAGGUGGCCGGCGUCUCUCUCUCAGGCAAGGUGUCGGUUCUUGAGGAGCAGUUUGAGAGCGCCGGCAUCGACAUCGUGGGUAUUCAGGAGGGCCGUGCCCGCCGUAGUGACAUUGCCAGCGGCACCCAUUACACUCGCUAUAUUGGUGCUGCUGACGAUGAUGGCGACUAUGGGUGCGAGAUCUGGCUCCGCAAGGGGGCCAAUUCAAGCUGCAGGCUCACGAGUUUACGUCCUGCUGCGGAGCGCGACGGCUUCUGGGACCUGGUGCUCCAGAAGGUCGACAUGCUCACCGCCAAGCACCGCCAGGCGCAGCGAUUCGUGCUGCUCGAUGCCAAUGCUCGUUGUGCCGAGUCGCUCCCGCACAUCGGCGCCCACGACGCUGGCGUUGAGAACGACAACGGUGCGGCGAUGCUCGCAUUCCUGGAUCACUGCGGGCUCCGUGCUGACAAUAGCUUCCAUCCGUGCGGAUACACGUGGAGGUCUGGCCACGGUAGGACUCAUCGCAUUGAUUACGUAUGCGCUGAUGUCACCCGACCCCUUAGCGAAGUGCGAGCCUACAUACCCCAAGACGUGACGCUUUCCCUCACCACUGGUGAGGACCAUCGUUGCGUGGUUGCCACCUACACGCUGGACAAACUGCAGCGACAGCCUUCUGGGUCCAAAGCUUUCCGCUUGAGCAAGUGGAAGCUUUCUGACGUUGGCUGCGUCGCGUCUGUCUGUGAGCAGCUUCGCUGGUACCAGCCCCCGCUGCAGGCCACAAUAGACGAGAAGGUCACGCAUUUCGUCGAGGCCGCGCAGCGGGCUGCCCGGCGAGGCUUGGGCCCCAUGCGAGAUUGCCUUCGGAAGACAUGGAUUCGUGGCCCGACCUGGGAGACGAUCAAAGCGCUGAAGUUGUGCCGCUCUCUCGGCUUUCUCGCGGUGCAGCGUCGCAAUUGCGCUCGCCUCGCUCAGGCUUGGCAUGCGUGGAAGGGCCUCUGCCGGCGCUGUUUUACACCUGGCGCCCCUGCCCCAGCACUUGGGUGGGGAGCGGUCGGCAUCCAACCCCGCGCUCGGAGGUGCUACUGGAGCUGGAACAAGUUGUGGGCCAUCACGCAGAGGCUCGGCAUGCAGCUCGGCUUCAUCAUCCACCGACACCUUUCGAGCGACAAGGUCGCAUUCUUGGAGGCGCGUGCUGCCGAGGCUCAGCGCUGCGCCCACGUGCGUGACUGGAGGGGGACGUUCGGCAUUCUGAGGUCCUUCAGCGGCAAAUCAGCGGCUGCGGUGCCCUCCCCCGUCCUCAACAAGAAGGGCGUUCUCACUUUCAGCGAGGAGGAACGACAGAUGCGGUGGCUCGAGCACUUUCAGGACGUCUUCAAAGGAGCCCGCGUCACCGCUGCAGACCUCCAGGCGCUUCCGCAUGACGCGCCGCUCCUGGGUGACCUGUCCAUGACUGUGGAUGACGCGUGCGCCGCGUGGCACCGGCUCGGCGCCAACAAGGGUGUCGGGUGCGAUGGGUUGCCCGCCGAGUUUUGGAAAGCGACCGCUGCCGUUACGGCGCCGGUUGCGACGAUGCUGUACAAUGAGGUGCUUCAGGCGGAGGUCUGGCCGGUGGCGUGGACUGGCGGCAGGCUCCAGGAGGUCUUUAAGCAGAAGGGCAGCCGUGCCAAUUGCGACGAUUACCGCGGCAUUAUUUUAGAAGAUCAUCUGGGCAAAGGGUUGAAGCAACAUCUAUCGCAGCAUGUGUUUCCUCAGUAUGCGGCUCACCAGCCUGACGCUCAACACGGGGCCGUGGGUGGCCGAAGCACUGAUUUCGCGUCGCAUUUGGUCGUCGAGAUCUUGGCAUACGCUGCCCGGACCUCCAUGUGCGUGUUCAUCAUGUUUCUCGAUCUCGUGAAAGCAUUUGACCGCGUCAUCCGUGAGAUCACCUUGGGAUGGCCGGCCGGAGUGUCCGAUGGGGAGGCCUACCUGAUGGGCCUCGGCCUAGGCCGUGACCAGGCGCAGUGGAUUGCAGCAUUCGCGUCCGUGCACGGCCCGCUCCUCGAGAAGUGGGGGGUCUCACCGAAAGUGAUCCGCCUUCUGAAAAACAUGCACGUGCAGUCCUGGUUUUGCGUGGGCGACCUCGAUACUGCCAUCGCGGUGCGUUUGGGGGGAAGGCAGGGCUGUAAGUACGGCGCCUGUCUUUUCAAUUCGACUUUCAGUGUGGCCCUCCAGAUGAUUCACGACCUCGUCGUGGACGCCGGCUUCGCUCUCCAGCUCCCGUGCGAUAGUGCGCCUGUGUGGGCGAAAUCCAGGCCUGCAGAUGGCGCGCCCAUGCAGGAUGUGGUCGACGUCGCAUUUGUCGACGACACGGUUUUAAUGUUGCUGGCUGUGUCCGCCAAGGUGCUGGACCGAUCAAUCGAUGGUCUGUUGGGCGUUGUUCUUCGCUUUUACCGCGUGCUGAAUUUAGAAAUCAAUUUUCAGCUAGGAAAAAUGAAGUAUAGGGGGCAUGGGGCUGUGAAGCACACCCGGGCCAGGCGGCGAGCGCCAGGAGGACCUCUGUGCAUCCAGCUUCCCAGCACCGAUGACGUUUUGCACGUUGUCCCCCUCUAUGAACAUCUAGGUUGCGAGCUUGCAUUGUCGGGCUCGUUGAUUCCUUUGGGGCAGAGUCGCCGCAAGAAGGCCCUGGCCGCGCACGCGCCUCUUGCGAUGAAACUUUUUGGGUCCCAGCAGGUUGAUUACAGCUUGAAGUGCUGGAUGUUCACGACUCUUGUGAUGUCCAGGUUGUUGUUUAACCUGCACAUAUUUGUACCCACUGCUCCAUUUCUUUCUCUCCUCAACGACGUAUAUAUGCGAGGCUACCGCAGGAUGCUUGGGGCCCCUCGUUUUGGCCCCGGCGCCGGGAGCGACCUCAGCUUCCGCAGUGUGCACCGAAUCCCUUCCAUCGAUUGUGCGCUGGCGCGUGCCAGGCUUACCUACCUAGGUCGCCUUGUCCGCGCUCGCCCUCCGUCGCUGUCAGCUGUACUCCGGCAGAGGCCAGAGCGCAACGGCAUGCCGCAGCUUUCCGCGUGGCUCCAGCUGGUGAUUCAGGACCAAAGGCGCCUCCACCAGAGCGUCGCCCUGUGUUCUAACCUGCCCGAUCCCGCAGAGGAUCCAGAGGCGUGGUGCAAGCUCAUAUGCGACGAGCCGCUCAAAUGGAAGCAAUUUGUAGCCCUCCUCCACUUUGAGGAUUCAAUUUGUGACAAAGUUCUACACCAGCGUGUGGAACCCAUCUGUCGACCCUUCGCCUGCUCGGACUGCUCGGUGGCGUCUGCCUCGGAGCGCCAGCUGGCCCAGCAUAGGCACAUCAAGCGCGGUGUGCGAUGCGAGCAGCGUUUCUUCGCACCUGCGUCGGCUACGUGCAUGGUGUGUGGCACGACCUUCGGCGCUCGCCUUGGUCUUAUCGCCCAUUUGUCCGAUAAAAGGCGGACGAAGUGCUGGCACGCCAUGCUGCAGGAGCCUGCAAAGUACCCGAGGCUUAGCAGCAAUGUACGUGCCGAGCUGGACGCGAAAGACCGGGCUGAGCGAACUGCUGCCCAGCGCCUCGGCCACUCCCACGUUCUUGCGAAAGGGGGCUGCACGAGACGCGACGGCACUGCG